Messenger RNA from Aureobasidium melanogenum CBS 110374, 1083 nucleotides. Its product is annotated as RNA polymerase Rpc34. The transcript is spliced from 2 exons. The record is from RefSeq and is a predicted model, not a curated record. NCBI's taxonomy places the organism in Eukaryota, Fungi, Ascomycota, Dothideomycetes, Dothideales, Saccotheciaceae. The coding region runs from base 1 to 1083 and encodes 360 amino acids. Gene Ontology annotation, biological process: transcription by RNA polymerase III. Gene Ontology annotation, cellular component: RNA polymerase III complex.
AUGGCGGCAAAGUUGGAAGAGUCGAGCUCAGAGCUCUAUGAGCGCUGCACAAAUGCGGCUCUCAGUUCUCCAGAAGGACGCGCCAAAAUCUUUGGACAGGAUGAAUUGCUCAAGAUGGGAGUGGUGGAUAGUGCUCAAGCGCUGUUGGAGCUGGUGCAAGGUUUGAUGGAUGCGCAGUUGAUCCGCUUGAUGCAAAUGGAGGGCAAAAUCUGUUAUGCGCUGCGCACUAAGGAUGAUGCUGCCAAGAUUGUCACGCUCAACGACGAUGAACGCAUGGUAUACAACCAGAUCGAGAACAGCGGCACCAAUGGCACAUGGACAAAGACAAUCAAACAGCGUACCAAUAUCCAUCAAACCACCGUUACGAAAGCCAUGAAGACACUCGAGAGCAAGAAGCUCGUUAAGCCCGUCAAGUCGAUCAAGAAUCCUGCCCAGAAGAUUUACAUGCUUUAUCACCUGAGCCCGAACGAAGAUGUCACUGGAGGACCAUGGUUCAGCGACGGCGAACUGGAUGUCGAAUUGAUCGCUAUCACCGCAGAUGCUGUGAUCCACUUCAUCGCACAAAACAGCUGGAAGACUGUCUAUAUCAAGCGCGAAGCCACUCCUGAUGCCGACGGAAUCUCAAAGAAGAGGAAGAGAAAUGACACAGCAGACAUUGAAGGCUCACAUCCAAAGUCACGCAGAGCAGGCGGCUACGAAACACAAAUCUCCUACCCGGCAGGCUGGCGUGGUUAUCCGACUGUCUCCGCUAUCCAUCAUUUCAUUACAGAGGCCGGAUUUCUGAAGGACAGCUCAGCACUCGCCGAAUCCGAUCUACAGAAUCUGCUCGAUGUCCUGGUGUUUGACGAGCGUAUUGAAAAAAUUGGAAAUGGCUACAGAACUUGCAAGGGCGUCUUUGGAGCUACGGAAGCCAUGAAGAAUAUCAUGCAGGGAAGACAAGUGGCAGAUGCAGUCGAGGAGGUUGAAGGCAAUGGGUUGAGCCAGGCACCUUGCGGAAGGUGUCCAGUCUUCAAUCUUUGUGAAGAUGGUGGCCCUGUCAAUGCGAAGAACUGCGAGUACUUCCAGACCUGGCUGAGAGCUUGA